ACGCCGGAAGGGCUCCACGGACACUCUCCCUUCAGCGGAAGGACCCGCUAAGAAGCGUAGGGCUCAACGCAUGGGGACCUAUGCCGAGGCGGUGGACCCUUUAACAAGGGUUAUCAUCCCCGAAGGUUAUCCCGAGGAAGAAAUCACUGCUGAGCGGCUGGUUCUCUUGAAGCUGGCCGUCAGCAGGGCAAUCAGUGGGAUCCGGGAAGGACCCAUUUCAUGCUUCCGUCGUACCUUCCUUAGGGGAGGGGCCGCGGUAGUCUUAGGCAGGGAUGAGGCGUCCCUAAUCUGGCUCGCUGAGCAGAUGGGGAGCAUCUCUCCCUGGGAAAACACCAAGCUCAAGGUAGUAGGCCCGGAGGUGCUUCAAAGACAGCACAAGGCCGUGGUCUGGGUCCCGGGGGCUUCCAAUGAACCGGCCGCGGUCCUGGAGCGGCUGGAGAGGCAGAAUCCUGGGCUCAGCACCGGGAGCUGGAAGAUUAUGGCUGAGAACGUAGGGGCUACCAGGGAUGAUAGGAACCUGGUUCUCAGGAUUCCAGAGUCCAGCGUCCUCAAGCUGAAGGCGCUGGACUUCAAGCCCUACCUCGGGCUCGACCAAGUCACCUUCAAGGUGAGCGGGGCCCAAGGUGAGGAUAGGGAGGGCGAGAAGGGGCCCCUUAUGGACGAAUCGUAAAGUUCGAUCGUUCCGAGGUGACUUUUAAGCAGAUCAACUUGCACCACAGCAAAGAGGCCUUGGCGAUUCUGUCGAGGAAACAGGCUGCGGUGCACAGAGCCAUUUCACUGAUACAAGAGCUUUGGCUCCCCGGGGCCGUAUCAGUGGCGUGGCAGCAUGCGGGAGGUUAUUUAAGCCUCCAACAGCCAAAAAGCUCAGAGCCUGCGUAGCGGUGAAGGGCGUUGAUGCUCGACUAAUCCCGCAUUUAUUUUCCAGAGAUGUGGUAGCGGUCGAGCUUGAUGUUGCCGAUUCCUUAGAAAGCAGGAGGCGGGUGGUGGUGUGCUCCGCGUAUUUUUCCCAUGACGAGGGGGCUCCGCCGCCGCCGGAACCGGUGACCAGACUGGUAGAGUACUGCCAGAGUGAGCGGCUUCCCCUGAUAGUGGGGUGCGAUGCUAACUCGCACCACGCGGUUUGGGGUAGCACGGAUACCAACGAUAGAGGUAGGAGGCUGUUGGAAUUUCUAGCAUCGACGGACCUGGAGAUUCUCAACAGAGAUGUAUAACGAGGGACGUGGUCGGAUGGAAGGUCUCGCGCGAACCUUCACUGUCAGACCAUAGGCAAAUCACCUUCAAGCUGGCUUGGGCCAGAGGUGAGGUGACGACGUUCAGGGACCUCAGAAGGACCGAUUGGGACUCCUAUCGGGUGGACUUGAAAUGCUAUCUUGAGGGCUUCUCUAGGAGGCACGGGACCGAGGAGGAACUGGAGCUCUGAGUGGAUCAUCUGCAGAGGGCUCUGGUGAAGAGCUACGAAAGGAACUGUCCAGAGAGGGCGGUUAAGAAUUCCAGGGGCAACUCCUGGUGGAGUCCCAAGCUGCAGGAGUUCAGAAGUGCAGCUCGGAGGGCCUGGAAUAGGGCCAGGAAUAC
Messenger RNA from Solenopsis invicta (red fire ant), 1572 nucleotides. RefSeq lists its product as uncharacterized. The transcript is spliced from 2 exons. The record is from RefSeq and is a predicted model, not a curated record. Lineage: Eukaryota; Metazoa; Arthropoda; Insecta; Hymenoptera; Formicidae. The coding region runs from base 71 to 670 and encodes 199 amino acids.